This is a messenger RNA of Chaetomium strumarium, 1308 nucleotides long. RefSeq lists its product as uncharacterized. The coding region runs from base 256 to 984 and encodes 242 amino acids. The record is from RefSeq and is a predicted model, not a curated record. NCBI's taxonomy places the organism in Eukaryota, Fungi, Ascomycota, Sordariomycetes, Sordariales, Chaetomiaceae. The transcript is spliced from 2 exons.
UUUUUUUCAUUGCAGUCUCGGGCUUGCUCGGGACGUGAGGAAGAAAGGAGCUGUAUGUCAAGAUAAAACGCAAUCUCAAAUGUUGGCAGCACUCUGGAACCCGUCUUGUAUGAUUCCGAAGUUGACCGGAGGUCGGUAACUGCUCCGUGCUGCGGUUGAUGAAUGCGCAUGCGAAAGUGAGCCGAAAGCACAAAGCCGGCGACCUAAACGACAAUUCAUCGAUCCCGCCCACCAGACUAGGCCUGCUCGACGGAAAUGGAAGCGCAGAAGAUCCCCGAUGAUGUCCUGCGCGCCGUCUACGCGUCAGACCAGGCGAUGUACCCCGUGUCACUUUCCUACACGCGGCUAAGGGCAUGGGUCGACACAUGUCCGGACCUGUCCAUUUGCUUCUUCUGGGAGAAUGAAAGCCGGGCUGCGGCUGCCGUGGGCGUCGUGAUCGUGCUCCCUCUCCGGCGACCGCAUUGGGAGGAUCUGUUGGCGGGACAUCUGAGGGAGAUGGACAUUGAUCCCAGGCAGAUGUUCCCUGCUCUCCCUGCUUCCGACGAAAGCCGCGUUGGAGAGGAGGAGGAAGUAGGACAGGCGGAGGAGGUUGGCUUGCAUGUUUACCACAUUGAGCGGUUCGAUUCGGGUGUCACGGGCGUUGAGAAGGAGGGACGGAAGAGGGGGAGGCGCUUUGCUGAGCUUGCGCUGGAAGAAAUUGAGAGACGGAUGCGGCUUUUGUCGGGGUGGAGGGUUGUUGGUAUGUCAGCGCUUACGGCUACGCCGGCAGGGAAGAGGACGUUUGAAAGACUGGGCUUUACGCCUACCGGCUAUCGAGAGUUGUUCGUGGUACACCGAGCGGCAGAAGCGCGUUCAACAACGGGCGAUGUACCGCAGGUGGAGAUUAUCUGUCUCUAUCCCGGUGAUGACGCUGAGCCUGCGCAGGCUGCCGGCGGCCGCGUCAUCUCUUCCGUGUCUGAGAUGGUGGUCAGGUUCUCCAAAUAGUUGCGGACAUCCGCGACGUGGAUGCAGCCUCGCCGGGUUGAUAACAAGAACUCAUCAUUGAUUGCACUCGAGUCUCCUGCCAUGCAAAAUCAGUACCACCUUGCUGCUGUCAGGGUCCGGGCGGAAGUUGAACAGACAAGAAUAAUCCUCAACUUCGCACUUGCCCCCCCUUUCCCUUCCCACAUCACACACCUCCCCGCACUCUCUCUGUGUAUUCCAACUGAAAAGUUCAAAACCAAAACCUCCACCCCUCCAUCUCAUCCCUUCCCGUGGGCAACCCUUUCCCCUUCUCCUUUUCCUUUCUUCCUUCCCCCUCCCCCUCCC